AUGCCGUGCCGGAGGGAGGAGGAGGAAGAAGCCGGCGACGAGGCAGAGGGGGAGGAGGACGACGACAGCUUCCUCCUGCUGCAGCAGUCGGUGACUCUGGGCGGCUCGACCGACGUGGACCGGCUCAUCGCCCAGAUCGGCGAGACGCUGCAGCUGGACGCGACGCACGACGGCCCGGCCUCGCCGAGUGCCGCCCCGGGCCCCCCGCCCGCGCCCCCGCGGGUCCUGGCGGCGCUGCCGGCGGACAAGGCCGGGACCCCAGCGAGGCGGCUGCUGCGGCCGGCGGGGUCAGCGGAGGCCGAGGACCCUGCGCCCCCGGGGGCCGUGCGCUGCGUGCUGGGGGAGCGCGGGCGCGUGCGGGGCCGGGCGGCGCCCUACUGCGUGGCGGAGAUCGCCCCCGGCGCCAGCGCGCUUCCCGGGCCGGGGCGGCGAGGGUGGUUCCCAGGGGCCGUGGCUUCUCGGCGAAUCCAGCAGCGGCGGUGGACCGCAGGCGGAGCGCGCGCGGCCGACGACGACUCGCACCGGCUCCUACAGCAGCUCAUACUCUCGGGAAACCUCAUCAAGGAGGCGGUGCGCAGGCUCCAGCGAGCUGUCGCCGCGGUUACGGCCACGAGCCCCUCGAGCGCGCCGGGGUCCGGGGGUGGCCGAAGCGGACUAGACUCAGUCACCCUGCAGCCCUCGGGCUCCUGGCUCUGACCCGACGUCCCUGGAGGGGGAAGAGGACGCGGCCAUGCGGAUCCAACAGUGUCUUGCCCGGGACAGUGCGGAGCUGAAGCUGUCGUCCAUCCCACUGGUUACAGCCUCAAAGUUACCGGUCUCAAGAGGCUGUUACAGAAAACGGACUUAGCAGCACUGGCUGCCGAGGACCUGACCUGCAAUCUACGGGGAGAACUGUGGCAGCUACUUGGGCCUGACUUAGCCCUAGGGCAUCAUGUGCUUGGAUUGUUUAUAGUUGUGGUUCGCAUGGGCGGGAAUCGGGAGGGCUUCUAACAAUACUUGAAAACCAAUAGUAGACAUAUAUGAUCUCGUUAUUUUCGGGUAGAGAAGCUUUCUGCAUAUGGUGCUACAGUUGCGGAGCAGAGGGGUUCUAGGGUGAAGAACAUAAAGUUGGCAAAGGGGUGGCUUGGUGACGCUUUCUUCUGCUUAAUUUGUGAUUGUGAAGGUGGGCGAUGGGACCUAGUUGGUGAAUUCUCAAAGGUGGAGAGAGCUGAGCUUAAGUGGGGAUAUGCAAAUGACUUGACCUUGCCAACUUGGACUCAAGGUCAGGUUGAGUCGACUGUUGUGGGAUUCUUGGGAGCGUUAACCCCAGUGUCUUUUUCUGGUUCCACGCACAGACCAGAGUGUCUCUGCCACCGCUUGGAGUCUCCCGAGGACACACAGGCUGACAGUGCUGUGUAGGGAGAGUUAUUUUGUAUUUUCUGUGCUUUUCUUUUCCAGAACUACUACUCCUGAUAGGCCACUCUUGGCCUUAGCAUCAGCUCUCAGAAAUGGUCAUAAGCAACCUCUUGACCUCCCUGCAACCAUUGUGUUUGUGAUGUGUGUGGUGUGAGGUGAAAGCAGUGAGCACACUUUCUGCUCAUUUAGGCCCUCUGCAGAGUUGGAGGGGGCCUCUCCAUCUUCCUCACCUGCCAGUUCUUGGUGAGUGACUGAAACUGGUUUUUAAAUGUGACUCUGGGAGGGGGAAAUGCUUUUCCCCUUGUGAAACCCGAGGGCACCCUUUCUGAGGUGCACCCCCAAACUUUUAAGGUAGCUAAACUUUUUUUUUUUUUUUUAAAGAUUCAAUGGCUCAUUCAUCCUCCAGAUGUGGCUAUUGAUGUACACUUCGCAACGGAGUGUCUGAAAUUGUGGUGGUCCUGAUUUAUAGGAUUCAUAAUUUAAAUGUCUGCUGAAUAAAUUUGUUCUUUGUUUUGGAAAA
This is a messenger RNA of Grammomys surdaster, 1915 nucleotides long. RefSeq names its product FRAT regulator of WNT signaling pathway 2 (gene Frat2). Gene Ontology annotation, cellular component: cytoplasm. Lineage: Eukaryota; Metazoa; Chordata; Mammalia; Rodentia; Muridae. The record is from RefSeq and is a predicted model, not a curated record. The coding region runs from base 1 to 696 and encodes 231 amino acids. The transcript has a single exon.